Messenger RNA from Rotaria socialis, 393 nucleotides. The record is from the annotation of a GenBank genome assembly. Lineage: Eukaryota; Metazoa; Rotifera; Eurotatoria; Philodinida; Philodinidae.
AUGACUAUACAGCGAUUAAAAUUUAAAACUAAACUAAAAACUAAUAUGAAAAAAGGUGACCGGACAGAUCGUCGCGAGACAAAACGUUGCGGACAAUCCGUUGCGGACAAAACGUCGCAUGGACAAAUCGUCGCAGGACAAAUCGUUGCAGGACAAAACGUCGUGGACAAAACGUUGCGGACAAAACGUUGCGGACAAAAUGUCGCGGACAAAUCGUUGCGAAAAAGUUGUCGCGUGGACAAAUCGUUGCAUGGACAAAUCGUCGCAUGGACAAAUUGUUGCAUGGACAAAACGUCGCAUGGACAAAAUGUUGCAAUAUUGCAUAUUGUUACAAAUGUUUAUUCAGAGGAUGAAUUCAAAUUUUGUAAUGCAAAUCAAUCAAAAAUAAUAUAA